AGCUAUGCAUGCCAUCUAUAUUUCUUCUUCUUCUUCUUCUUCUUCUUCUUACGUUGGUCAGCAAAAACACACAUGUCGUGUCACGUGUUCUCAAGUCACCUAAAAAUUCAUGUCCAAUGAUCGCCUCAUUCUUUGUUUGUUCGAUUACCAACUCCCCACCUAUCUAUCUCUCUCUCUCUCUCUCUCUCUCUCUCUCAGCCCAAUUCACCAGCACUAAUUCAAUUCAGAUAUAUAUAUAUAUAUAUAACAUUAAUUAAUCCCCUGCAAUAACAACACAUCAGUCAAUCGAUCGAGAGCCAUCAUUCCCUGCAGCAUUCAGCUCGAUUGCUCAGAUCAUGAACUGCUGCGUCAGAGCCUUCUUCCUGAUCAUGAUCGUCUUGUGCUCUUCUUCUUCCUCCUCCUCCUGUGUAUCGGCUCAAGUGCAAAGACAGGACUGCAUGGACAGCCUCCAGCCAUGCCUCAACUACCUCAACGGCAACCGCAAGCCUCCCGACGCCUGCUGCCGCCCCCUCGACUACGUCGUCCGCUCAGCCCCCGAAUGCCUCUGCAGCCUGAUGACCCUCCGCGGCUCCAGCCAGGCUGAGCGAGCUGGCAUCAACGUCACCGACGCGCAGACCCUGCCCGGCCGCUGUGGCCUCAGGAUCAAUCCCUUGGGCUGCGUCACCGGCACCCCCGACACGCCGUCGAGCUCCGCCGCUAGCUCGUCCUCAGGCUCAGGCUCAGCCACAGCUGCCUUCCUUGCUGCUGCCUUGAUACUUGCUACAUUACAGGCACUUUAG
Molecule: messenger RNA, 779 nt
Organism: Andrographis paniculata
Lineage: Eukaryota; Viridiplantae; Streptophyta; Magnoliopsida; Lamiales; Acanthaceae
Product: non-specific lipid transfer protein GPI-anchored 30-like
Exons: 1
Coding region: 336-779 (147 amino acids)
Source: RefSeq, a predicted model, not a curated record